AUGGAUGAAGAUAUCUCCAACUUUGUGGCCAUUACGGCCGCCAGUCCGGAAGCAGCUCGCGGCUUUCUCGAGAUGGCUAAUAACAACUUAGAGUCUGCCAUUCAGCUCUUUUUCGAGAACCCCGACAUCCAGAAUAGCUUCAACCAGGCUGCCAAUGCUGCUCCCUCUGCUGGCGCUUCCACAACACCGCCUGUUCCCACAAGUACCCGGCCGACUGUUGGACGACAGGACGAGCGUGGGGUCAUUCACAUAGACAGCGACGACGACGGUGAUACCGCCAUGACUGUCGACGACGACGAUGACGACCCGUUUGGACAGAAUGACUCGGACAUUGCGGCAAACGCCCAGGUUGAAGCUAUUGCACGUACUGCACAGGAGGAGGAAGAUGCCGCCAUGGCUAAGAGAUUACAAGAAGAGCUUUACUCGGAGCGUGGAACAGGCGGUGCUGGUGGCGCUGCGCAGGAUGAUGUCAGAUCGCCUAUUGCUCGAACCACGGAGACGCUCGUCGGAGGCUACGAUGGCGAUGGCGGCAUGGGCAUGGACAUGGACACGAUCCUUCGGGCACAGUUGAGGCAGCGAGAGGCAGCAAGAGCGACACGAGGCGGACAUCGAGGCCCCUUUAACCACAACUUGUCGAUCUGGGACGACGAUAACUCGACUCCCCAGCCAGCCGCGACAGAAGGCGGGACCCGUGCCCAAAGGCUUGCGGAGCUCUUCCGCCCUCCCUACGACAUCAUGUCUAGGCUAGACUGGGAUGAGGCGAGACAGGAAGGCAAGGACGAGAAGAAGUGGAUCAUUGUCAAUCUCCAGGAUAUGAGCGACUUCAACUGCCAGGCUCUCAACCGCGAUAUCUGGAAGGAUGCGGCGAUCAAGCGUCUGCUGGCGGAGAGUUUCAUCUUUCUGCAGUACGACAAGGAUUCCCUUUCGGCACAGCAAUACGUUACUUUUUACUUCCAUCACGGCGGCCACGAGAACCCCGACAAUUACCCACACGUCGCCAUCAUCGAUCCGAGAACGGGAGAACAGGUCAAGGUCUGGAGUGGACGGCCGUUCCCUUCGGCUUCAGACUUCCACGCCCAGCUGGCCGAGUUCCUGGACCGGUACAGCUUGGCGGCCAAUAGCAAGAACCCCGUGGCAGACCAGGGAACGCAACGCCCCAAGACGGUCGACGUUGACCGCAUGACGGAGGAGGAGAUGCUGGAAAUGGCGCUGCAAAACAGCUUGGCGACGUCCAACGGCGGCGGCAGCGGCAGCUCAUCCAGCAAGCCCAACACGAGUGUCUUUGAUCCCGACGCUCUUACCAAGUCGGACUCUUCCAGCGAGAAGGGCAAGGCCCCGGUAGACGAGGCCACGACACCGACGGCAGAGGCGGCGGCACCUUCGCAGAGCAUCUGGGCCCAGAUUGCCAGCGACAGACCUCACACAGAGCCCGAGAACAACCCUGCGACGACAACAAGAAUACAGUUCCGACACCCCACAGGACGUGUCAUUCGGCGGUUCAACCUGGACGACUCGGUGAGACGCAUCUACGAGUGGCUCAAGGCAGAGCCUCUGGAGGGCAAGGCCGGCGUUGAGUUGGAGCUGAAGCGUAUGCCUCAGGGCCAGGACCUGACGGAAGACCUGGACAAGACGAUCCUGGAGGCUGGUCUCAAGCAGGGAACGGUCAUGAUUGAGUUCAUUGAGGACUAG
Messenger RNA from Colletotrichum truncatum, 1689 nucleotides. Its product is annotated as UBX domain protein. Gene Ontology annotation, cellular component: nucleus. The record is from RefSeq and is a predicted model, not a curated record. Gene Ontology annotation, biological process: proteasome-mediated ubiquitin-dependent protein catabolic process. Gene Ontology annotation, molecular function: ubiquitin binding. Lineage: Eukaryota; Fungi; Ascomycota; Sordariomycetes; Glomerellales; Glomerellaceae.